UUCAGCACGACGGUUUCCAGGGAAGACCACGUGGAGGUCGACCUGACAGGGUAUAUUGCUAGCAAUAGGACUGGUAGUCUGUAUUACUAACAAUCCCUUUCCCCUUUUAGUCUGUGUGAGCCGCGUUCGUACCAGAAAAGCCUAACAAAACUGAAACCUUACCAACAGAUUUGAUUCGCAGUGGUUACUUCCUUAAUUAAAAGGCGCUCUAAUUAAUUAAUUAUGUAUAUUAAAUGUAUUUCCUUAUUUAUUUUUUAAUUUAGUUUCUGUAGAGUUAAAGCACUGGACAAAAAGUGAUAUAUCUAUAGACAUAAAUGGAAAUGGACGCGUUGUCGCAGUGUAUAUGAAAACUAAUCGUCUCCCGAGCUCCGUACUUGUAUAAAUAAAUAAAUAAAUAAAUAUUUUCGUUUUAGCACCAAUAAUCGAUACAUUAAUCGAUAUAUUUCAUGACUUGAUUGAAAUAGUGGGAAACGAGUCACGGAAGUUGUUUUUUUUUUUUUAACUUUGUGUGCUUACUAAUGUUAUGUAAUGUGGCUGUUAUCGUACACUACCCUACAAUUGUCAUUUUUGUAUGGUUCCAAUAAAUACAUUUUAAUUUAAUUUAAUUAACAGUGAGAAACUCUUUUAACAAAUAUCACAGUUUGUGCCGUUGCAAUAUAUUUUUUUUUCGUCAAAUUUGAUAAAGAAAUACACAUUUAAAAUUAGAGAACAAGUAACCUCUUGAGAUUACUUCGAGCAAAAAAUUUUAGUACAACUUACGUGCAGUUUGCGAUAUCUAAUUUAAUGUUUGUCUAUGGACGACGCACUGUAGCAAAAAGUAGGUUUAUUUUGAUAUUUCCUUUUAGUUUUAUUCUUUACAGUCGUCGAAUUCAAAUACUAAUAAGUAGUUAGUGAUAUUUACGUGCUCAAUACGUGUAGUUGGUAUUUAGUGAACGUGUAAGAUCAGGAUGGAGCUAGCAAAAGUUGAAAGAUGGAUACCGGCAUUACCGGAGAAGAAAAAUCUUCACUUCUCCAUUGUGGGGAUACAAGUUAGCAGGAUUAGAAAGAAAACAACUGCUUCGCCAACGUGCAAGCUGCUGGUACAACGUUCGCAGAAGGAAGAUGGCGUCAAUGGAGUCACGGAGAACUCGUUUACCAAAUAUUUAUUCCCGAUGUACCCGGAGUUGGCGCGCCAGUUUUACAAAUACGUGCACAGGAUGGGCAAGUGCAAGAACAAGCAUAUCCCCCUGGCCACGUUCAGGCAGCAGUGCGAGAAGAUACUAGCCAUGUUGGACGAUGCAGUCAUCAUAGAGACCUACGUCAGAAUGUUCGGUGCGGAAACAGACGAUAAUAUGGUGACACCGGACGGUCUGCGGAAACUACUUUACAUCAGUUACAAACUCUCCAUGGACCAUUACCCGGAAGGGCCGCAGACGUGUCUUAUGAUUCACAAAACGCUAUCGGCGGUGGUGAACGGCUGCUUCAACAACAAAGAGUCGCACAGCGUCGGCUUCGUGGUGCGCUGGCUCGAGGAGCACUGUCACAGGCUCAUAUUCCCUGUUCACAGGUACUGCGUGCACCUGCUGGCCACGCGCCACCGCGACAUGGAGGCGCGCGUGGAGUCCAGCGGCAGCGGCGCCGGCCUCGAGCUGGCCACGCCCGUGCUGGAGCGCGCGGCCUGGGCCGGCGGCGGCGGCGAGCUGCUGCCGCUGUCGGCCGCCUGGCUGCUGGCCGGCACGGCGCCGGCGCUGUACAGCCGGCCGCUGCAGCCGCCGCCCGCCGCGCUGCCGUCCGCCGCGUGGCUGGCGCGGCUCGUGUGCGCGCUGCCGUCGCACUGGGUGCCGCUGUACCGCUCGCGCGAGCACGGCUGCGGCGUCAACCGCUUCCUGCACCACACGCUCGCGUACCGCGGGCCGUCGCUCGUGCUGCUGGCGGCCGGCGACCUGCUGGCCGCGCUCGCCGCCGACGCCGAGUGGCGCGAGUCGCACCGCUACUGGGGCGGGCCCGACUGUGCGCUGCUGCAGCUCUUCCCCACAUUCUCGGUGCUGGAGCGAGCUGCCAAGAUGGUGUACCUGAACACGUCGAUCCGCGGCUACCCGCUAGGGCUGCGUGCGGGCAGCGAUCCACGGCGGCCGCUGCUGUCCGUCGACGAGGGCUUCGACACGCUCACCUUCCAGGGCGUACCCUACACGCUAGAUGCCAUCGAGGUGUGGGGCUGCGGUGACCAGGCGUCGCGGGAGACGCAGCUCGAAAUUAAGAAGUGGCAAGUGCGAGAGGCGGAACGACAACGACAGGUGAAGUUAUCAGCAGCCGACUGGAUCGAGCACCCGGACCGCUACUUGCUGGAGCUGGCUGGGCGGCCGCAGUACAACAACUCGGCCAGCUAGUCCCACGAGCCCCACUAGUGGGCACAGCUGGCUGACGACACUUGUUGUGUACAACUCGUGCACCGUGCACUAGUGAUAAGAACGAUGAAGUGUACAAGUGGCUCUCCGAGUUAUGGUCAAAAUAAGAAUAGGGAUGUCAAUGUCAAUGUCAACUGUCAUUUGAUAAGUGCGGUUUGUAAAGAAAAUGAGAUGCCAUGUAACUUCUCUUUAUUAUUUUACUAAGUAUUUAAAAUUCAAAAUAACUGUUCUAAAAUUGUUUUUGUGUACUUAAUCUAUCGACAGUUACUUAGAAGGGUUUGCAAAAACAAAAUAAACUUUACAAGUUUAUUUUGCUUUAAAUAAGUUCACUGAUUCUAGAAUUUAUUUGAAAGUAUUCUGAAAUGCAUAAUCAAAUAUUUCGUAAUAGAAUAGAUGGAAUGCAUAAUUCACAUAGUGUGCUGCUCGUUGUAUUUACGACAUUGCGAAUACGUUAGAGAGGGAUAGACAUAUAAAAACGCAUCUGCCUUUUAACUAGUUCGUAGAAAUCAAAUUCAUCAAGAUAUGUCACUUGGUAUUAUUGGCUAUAUAACCCUAUCAAAUUCAGAUACAACCUGCUCGCAUACUUUCUACAUAAACUGUGUCGAAUAUAUAAUCUAGUAAUGUAAAAUUUGUCAUUGACAAAUAAUUGACAUAUCAAUAUGAACAAAAAUUUUACACACACAUUUUCUGUACACUAGCCUGCUGUGAAUUGAGAGAGGACGAAAGAUACAACUGAUAGUGUAUUUUUCGUCCUUUUUUUACUAAUUAUAUUUGCAUAAGAAGAAAGGAGGCAACCGUAUGACUUAAUCAUUCCUUCUAUGUAAUUCCUUGUUCUUAGUACACCUGUAACCUUAGUAACCCUGUUAUCAAGAGGUUGAAAAAAUAUUUGAAAAAACGAAAGGAAUACUCAGUCAGUUGAUAAAGUCUAUAAUUAUUUAUGAUCACCGCUAAGACGUUGCAACAUGGCGGACAAACAGUCGUAUUCAUAUCUUGACCAAAUUUAUGUAAAUGCAAGAAUUGUUGCAUUUAAUUUUAGGGCAAAAGACCUUAAUUUGAAUUCCAUAUGUAUUUGGGGCAUACGAAUUCAUGUGUAAUGUUGUUUUCUUGUGUUUAAUCCUUACGAUAUACAAACGUUGAAUAUUGAAUCGAUGAAUCUUAUAAAUGUAAAAAUGUAAUGUCCUAAUUAAAAUGUAAAAACAAUCUAGUUAUGUGAAUUUUAAUCAAAUUUGUGAAUAAUAACGUAGUGUAUUUUCUUAAAAAAAAAAUUAUAAUAAUAACACGUUAAAAGUAGGUAGUUGAAUAUUGUAUAUUUAAUUUACCAGUAGGGAGACUUUGUACAAUAGUCGAUUGCUUGGGUACCUCUGUCCCAUUCGUGUUUCAACCGUGAAGCAGUUGUGUUUGCAUGGCUGUGUUUCAGUUUGAAGGUGGGAUAUGGCGUGAAUUUACUGGGUACAGAGGAAUAACACCUGAGUCCUCAGGAACGGCAACGCAUGGGGUGUAUCAUGGACGAACCAGUAUACUCUGUUAUGUCCAUGGUACUGCUCAUGUCUAUAGGCGACGGUUACCACUUUCCAUCGGGUGGUUUGCCAUUCUAAGUUGUAUAAAAAAAAAUGUAUUUUGAUUUAAUUAUUUAAUGCAUUCAAUUUUAUAUGAACCGAGUAAAAUGUAUGAAGACUAUUUUACAAUUGUCAAAUGGAUGUGAACAAUGUCUAAUUUUAUUGUUUUAACAAACAAUAGAUAGAUAUAUACUCUUUAUUAUUUCCCUCCAUAAGAUUACAAUAGUAAACUUAUUAUAAAUACAAACAAUUUUGUAAGCACAUGUACUGUACAGGUUUUAACCCUUUGCACUCGAGGCCUUUUUCGCUUGCAAUGUAAGCAGCGCCUAGUCCACGAAAGUACUUCGGAGAAAACUAUCUUAUCGCAUAUUGUAAGUAAGGAGAUCCAGUUACGAAAGAUACAAAUAGCGUCGUAGCAGCGUAGUUCGAUUUAAAGUUUUAAAACACUCGGGCGCCGCUCGAUUUGUCACUUCGAAUCGGCCGGGCGCCGCUCGAGUGCAAAGGGAUAAAUUAUUUCACAGAUUAAUUAAAAUGGGAACUUGAAAUAUAAAUAUGAAAGCACCAUCCCAUCCGUUCAUAUUUCUGAAUAAAAGUAGAGACAUAGGUAUAGAUAUUAUUUGACCAAAAAUAGUAUGAAUAACUUCACACAAAUAACUUUAAUUAACUUAAACAGAGUCUUAUAAUAAUUCCUAUCCAGCCGACUUAGAAAAAAGGAAGUUCUCAAUUUGUUUGUAUUUUUUUUAUGCUAACUACCUCCCAACUCCGUCGGCUUAAAACCCGAUUUGGAAAAUUAUUUAUCUAACAGAUUGGUCCAAUAAAGAUUAUUAAAGUUAUGUUUUUAAAUCGAAAUAUUAGGUAUUGCCACAAUUGAAGUCUGCUUUUUUUUUAUAGACCACAAUUUAAUUAUUUGUUAUUGACAAUUAGAAAUGUUAACAAAUAUGUACUUAUUUGUGCUUAUGUUAAGUGCCUUAUUUAGAUGUGACGGACCAGUGUCAUCGUUAUUGUAGCUUGUAAUUUUAUUUUACUUACAAAUAGUAGUUCCUUUCAUAGAUGUAACAUCUGUGAAAACAAUGCGUUGAUUUAGGGGCUUAUUACACUGUCCAAAAUGUGAAAUGCACUGUAUAUAUAUGUAUUGUAUCAUGUAUAGUACAUACAUGUGUUGUGUAACAUUUUGACAGGUUGUACAAUAUAAAAAAGUGAAGUUUUGACAUUGAAGUCAAUCUAUAAGUCAUAGUUAUAAUUGUUCUCUUAUAAUUCUUUCUUCUCUUUGGACCUGUCAACCGCUUCAUGCUACAAUGCGUAUAAUGCGUGAAGCUAUAUUUACUAAGAUGUACCAUAAGUAUUUACCUAUGUAUGGUGUCAUGGUGUAAUAAGCGUCAUAAAUAGCUUAUAAUAAAUAAUUAAUUGCUCAAUUUAACAAAGUCACAUGCUCGUAAUUUGCUUCGCACACAAUUUUUUUUUUGUAUGUUGUAUGACUGAAAAAUUUAAUUUCGAAAUUCGAUGUAGAGAUUGAAGAAUUCAAUGUGAAACAGUUUUAACUACUUAAUUUCAUUGUCCUUGUACACAACAUUUUUCCAAACCAGAUAUUUUACAAUAUACAAAGUUUGAUCAAUAAGUA
This is a messenger RNA of Galleria mellonella (greater wax moth), 5558 nucleotides long. RefSeq lists its product as uncharacterized. Bases 948 to 2366 code for a protein of 472 amino acids. The transcript has 9 exons. Lineage: Eukaryota; Metazoa; Arthropoda; Insecta; Lepidoptera; Pyralidae. The record is from RefSeq and is a predicted model, not a curated record.